Alternaria atra is the source of this 2010-nucleotide messenger RNA. RefSeq lists its product as uncharacterized. Gene Ontology annotation, cellular component: cytoplasm. The record is from RefSeq and is a predicted model, not a curated record. Gene Ontology annotation, biological process: cellular response to oxidative stress. The transcript has a single exon. The coding region runs from base 1 to 2010 and encodes 669 amino acids. Lineage: Eukaryota; Fungi; Ascomycota; Dothideomycetes; Pleosporales; Pleosporaceae.
AUGGCCGAAAUCCAGGUUCCCGUCCAGAAGGACGAGCAUCCGCUUCUGGCCUCACGCCCACCAGUCACCGAUCCCAUCACCUACCUUACUAUCAUUGAAUACAACUUGUCCGAAGAGAAUCUGCCCGUUCUACAUGAAGUGCUUCAAGAUGCCGAACUCACUGCAACUAUUGGUUGGGAUCUGAUCCAUUUACUUCUUCCGCUGCUACCGCUAUCGGAAGACUGUUUGCAAGAUAUCGCCGCAAAGGGCAACCCUAGAGAGUGUGUUUUGAAGGUGACAGAGGCAUUGCGUUUACUGGAAUUCGAAGAACCACACGACCACACAGAUGAAGAAGAGGAUGGUACAGAAACAAGUGAACGCAAGAAAGCGGCAGAGGUCGGAAUAGGCGAAUCAAGCACAAGUCCUGCGUUCCAACCAGCCGUGGUCCCACCACUUCCGGUACUAAAGUUUGAAGUACUCUUGACUAUCCUAGCAACAUUACAUCGACGGGUCAAGACAAAAUAUCCAAGCCGAUUCCUCUCCACAAGCCUACAGGCCGCACUGCUUGCAUACAACAGGGCCAAUACACACAUUGAAGACCUCACCCUAUCCGCUGUCAAGUUUGUCAAGACGCUUUCCGGUACUAAGAGGCCGCAUUUGCCAUCAAGACGGAGUAGCGGAAACCUGUUACGUGUGAACACCAACCAGUCGGAGCCAGAUCCGGAGGCACAGAGCGACGCACCAAGCAGUGAGGAAAAUGACCUUGUCAAUCGCCUCCUCCAGUCUUUCCUGACCCACAUCCUCGAGGAGUAUGUCCUGUCAUUGACCUCGGACGAUGAUGUUCCGGGCCUGGCGUGGGCAAGUAGACUGAUGGAGCGAUACGAGCCCCAACGGAUACCGAACAAGCCCGACUAUCAGAAAUACGCCGAUCGGUUCGCAAACGAGGAGGAUCUCACCUCCAGAGUCGCGAUCCUUGGACAAAUUGUAGCCUUGACACAAGAUCUUGGGUUGAAGUACGACGAGCUGCUACGGACUGUGAUGGACACAGAAGACGAGAAACGAGGCAUCCCAGGGACAGAGGAUGAGCCACCAGCCACAGCCGCUGAUAUACCACUUUCACGAACAGGAGCCCUUAUCCUUAUUGGUGCCCAAAACGUCAAACAGGAACUAUAUGCAUCAGCCAAGCAAUAUCAGUCGACGUCUAUUGACAUCUUCCCCGGGCACGCUACCAUCCUCAGCAACUUCGUUGGAACUCUCGGCCAGCAAACUGUCGGCAUGGAGCCCGAGGCAUUGCUAGACACGGUCCUUACAUUCGGCCUGAUAGCACUUCAGCAUAACAACAUCGGCGAACCGAAAGAUGACGAGUCAUUCGCCCAGUACCUGCAAACGAUAUCACUCAUAUCCGCAAACUCACCCUCGCCGAGCUUACGUGGCCAUGCGCACUACCUCACUACUACUGUAUUGCGCUCACAUCCCCACGACCUCGUUCGCCUAACAUUCAUUCGUGACACGCUGGAACAUUGUCCAUACGAGAAUCUCAAAGCAAGCGCGGUGUCAUGGUUAAAGGGCGAGACCCUUGAAGCCAACGCUCCCCGUCCACAGUCAGCAGAAGAUGAACACGAGGAGACGAACAUUUUCGCUACACCUGUCGCGCUAUCCACUGUCGCGCCAUUCCUAUGGCCAGACCUCACGAAGCAAUAUGCCGCUGACACUAGCCUAGAAGACUCGUGGAUGCAGUUCCGCCAAGAACUCGGUUUCUACGUUGCAGCGCUCAACUUUUACUACCUUUUGCUCCAGGCGAGACAUCUGCACGAAACUCUCGGUGUCAAGGAACUGAAUGAAAGUCACAGCAUCCAGUCGCAGUACUUGGACAUGUUAAAACAAACAGCAUCGCGGUUCCAGAAAGAGCUGGAAUCGGGUGGUGGCGCACUUGUCGUUGAAGGCGAAGAGGCACUAGGGCAGGCCAAGGCCGAUGUUGGAUUACUCGAAAAGGUAGUCGAGUGGGUUGAGGGCGGGUUGAAGAAGCUGUAG